Xylona heveae TC161 is the source of this 1563-nucleotide messenger RNA. RefSeq lists its product as hypothetical. Gene Ontology annotation, biological process: protein monoubiquitination; protein import into peroxisome matrix. Bases 1 to 1563 code for a protein of 520 amino acids. Gene Ontology annotation, molecular function: ubiquitin-protein transferase activity; protein binding; zinc ion binding. The transcript has 2 exons. The record is from RefSeq and is a predicted model, not a curated record. NCBI's taxonomy places the organism in Eukaryota, Fungi, Ascomycota, Xylonomycetes, Xylonales, Xylonaceae. Gene Ontology annotation, cellular component: peroxisomal membrane; peroxisomal importomer complex.
AUGGAGUUUAUGACCCAUCUUCAAGAAGGGUUUGAUCCGCUCAAGCCCUCUCUCUUUGAGCUCCUCUCGGAGCAGCAGCUUUCGUCUCUUCUCCCCCCAUCGAUUCGAUAUCUGCUUGCCCUCGCAACACACCGCCACCCCCGUUAUCUCCUCCGAAUCCUCAACUCCUUUGAUGAAGUCUACGCUCUGCUCAUGCUCCUCGUGGAGAGGCAUUACCUCAAAACACACGGAGGAAGUUUCACAGAAAACUUCUAUGGACUGAAGCGGGAGCGCGUGCUGCGCGUCAAAGGCGGUGAAAUUCCCCGCGCGCAACUUGGGGCCGCCAACCUCGUGCGCGAAACGCUCAAGCUGCGCAACAUCGACAUCUGGAAGAAUCUCGCAGUUAUGGUAGGAAUUCCAUAUCUGAAGAGAAAACUUGACGAAGGGUACGACAUGCACAUUCCCCAAGCAACCUUGCUCGGAGGGCCGAGCUAUGUUAAUCGCGAUGCGCUUCCUCCCAAUCCAACAAUCAAACAGCGCUUGAUGUUCUACUACAAGUGGUUCCUACGACAUGUCUACCCGAGCGUCAACGCAGCAUAUUAUUUCUCCAUAUUGGCGUUCAAUCUAGCAUAUCUCUUCGACAACUCCCGCUAUAACAAUCCCUUUCUUUGGUUGAUUGGAAUCCGGAUGCGCCGGCUCGGCGCAGCUGACCAUCGCGCCAUUGCGGAAGCCCUGCAACCUAAAUCGAGCGCAUCGGGCUCAGGAACAAGACCCGGAGAGGCAGUGACAUCUAUGUUCCACCCACGAAUACUCACAACUACCAUUCUUCCAAGACUUUUAUCCUCUCUGAGAUACCUGCUCCCUACGUCCAUCUUCGCCCUCAAGUUCCUUGAAUGGUGGCACGCUUCAGACUUUGCAAGGCAGUUAUCUCGUAAAGCCACUGAAAAUAUUGAACUCCCACCUCCGGUCAUAGCGGGAUAUGAUAAACUUGCCCAAAAGGGCACCAAACCACAUUCAUCCUCACCGUCCACUACCACUACCCCCGGCGAGAAACACCAAACCAACCCAGACCAGCCUUCAUUACGCCUUUCCACAUCUUCAACUGCCAAGCGUCAUAGCAGAAAGCUGUCACCGCCUAUUGAUGCUCAUUCCCUCCUACCCAUUUUCACUGUCCCACUCCCCCCGCCAUCCAGCAGUAAUCUGUGUCCGAUUUGCUUGGACACAGUCGAAACACCGACCGCCGCUCAAACAGGCUACGUCUAUUGUUACGCCUGCAUACAUAAAUGGGUAGCAGGCAUUCAUGAGCGACAAGAAGCCUUCAUGGAAGGUGGUAGCGGUGCGGUAGGUGGCGGAGUCAGUGAGGGUGGGCGACGAGUAUACGCAGCCUCUCAUCAUGGAAUUGAUGAAGGAUACGACGAGCAAAUUACGUCCCCUUGGGCAGAAAAAGAUGAAGAACGCCAGGAAGAGGAAGAGGAAGAAAUAGGCAGCCGGAUAGGAUCCUGGGAAAGUGGAAAAGGCAGAUGUGCUGUCACAGGACGCAGAGUAUUGGGUGGCACUGAUGGCCUAAGAAGAGUUAUGAUUUGA